AUGUUCAUAGCCACCCUCGAGAACGCAAUGCAAAAGUUGGAAUGGGUCGAGAGGGCAGUGAAGGUCAGCAGCUACACCAUUUGGGCUUUGCUGAUGCUGAUGACAUCCAAUAUCAGUCAAGCGGAACGAAUGCUGACCGAAUUCGACGAAUGCGGGUGCACAGGUCUUCAGAUAAAUCUGCAAAAGAUGAUGUUCGUGCGUAACGGAUGGGUCUCGGAUGCCCCAUUCACGUUCAAAGGAAGGAACAUAUCCGAAAGCACCAGCUACAUUUGUCUGAGUCGGGAAUUGAACAUGAUGAACGACCUGACCCCUGAGCUGGGAAGGAGGAGACGAGCGGCUUGCUGA
Necator americanus (New World hookworm) is the source of this 345-nucleotide messenger RNA. RefSeq lists its product as uncharacterized. The transcript has a single exon. The record is from RefSeq and is a predicted model, not a curated record. Bases 1 to 345 code for a protein of 114 amino acids. Lineage: Eukaryota; Metazoa; Nematoda; Chromadorea; Rhabditida; Ancylostomatidae.